AUGGCGACUCGACAUUUCCAGGACGUUGGCUGCCGAACAAAAGCCUACAUGGUGAAGAGUGCGUUGAAGGCGCUCGACAGCGUUGGUAUUGUGUACAAAAUACCGAACAAGGGAUUUUACUUUCGUAAUAAUUGGACGCUUUCGCAAGUUGACGAAGCGUUGCGCCGACGAUGUCGUCAAGAUGACGACGAUGCGGUCCCAUCAGAGACCGAUUCGGCCGUCGAUGACGACCAACGCGUGUCUCGCGAUCCGCCUAGUCAUAGAAAUGAUGUUGAGAGCGACGAAGAGGAGAUUUCAGUGGUUCCUCUGGACGAUGCUCCCGUUCAAAUCGGCUUAAAGCGAUCGUCGCCGGAGAAGGAUGUAAACUCCAUCGCCGCACACGAGCGCCGGACGCGAGUGAAAGGUGCCAAUCCUCAACCCGCCUCCAUCAGUAACCAUCGCAUCUCAAGUCGGCUUCCGCCUCGAAUGGCGCUCCUUCAACGACAUGAAUUGAUAAGUCCAGACGGAAGUCCAUGGGCUAUAAAUCGAGGUGACCUUCCGCAAGUGAUUCAGCAAUCGAACAAGGAAGCACUUUCGUUGACCGAAUCUCAACCGCAGCGUAAAGAGGCUAAGAAGGAACCGACGAACCGAGACGACGGUGAAAAUAAUUUCAACUUUGAUUUUAACGCGUUCGGUGCGACGCUUUUACGCGGCGUGAGGAAAGUCGUGCAGAACAGCGAAAACGCCUUGCGAAGAGACAUGCACGUGCUCCUGGAAACCAUCGCAUCAACGCGAGCCGAGAUCCUAGUCCUCCGCGAGGUCAUCGAGCGCUCUGCGACGAAUCAAACGAUUCAUGAUCUCCGGGCUAAAAUUGCCCAUCCGGUCGGUGGUCUCGAUCGACGGUCUCAUCCAUCGGCGACUCAAACUCGGUCAACCGAAAAAGCACACACUCUGGGCUCGUUCAACGCUCUCCUGGCCGCCGCGCAAUGCCUACCACCGCCCCACCGAAGUCUGCCUUGA
Messenger RNA from Ostreococcus tauri, 999 nucleotides. RefSeq names its product unnamed product. The coding region runs from base 1 to 999 and encodes 332 amino acids. The transcript has a single exon. The record is from RefSeq and is a predicted model, not a curated record. Lineage: Eukaryota; Viridiplantae; Chlorophyta; Mamiellophyceae; Mamiellales; Bathycoccaceae.